UCGACUCUCCUCACACCCUCUGCGAUGUAUAGAUAUUCCCCCCCCAUGUACGCUCCGGUGUUAUAGCCGCACUGCCACGUCAUCACGAGGCCGCGGACCCUCUGCGAUUGCUGAUACACGAUGUUUAAUCGAUUUAAGUUUUCUAAAAGAGGGCACUCUCCUGCGCCUCCCGGUGGCCCAUCGCGACCCUCGACCUCUGUUCCCAACCUCCAGAUCACUACUGCUCCAACUGAAAGUGAUGCAACAACUAGCACAGAUCAUGGCGGAUCUGAUAGACCCCGUCUUAAGCCUCUUACUACUAGCGGUAGUUCUCGAGGCCGGAAGCAGCGGUGGUCUGCUCGGCACUCUAUAGCUAAGCUGUUGAGCAGAAGCCCCAGUCCCGAUCCCACUCAUGUCGACCAAUCGAAGUCUUUCGAUCCCAGACAAUCUGACCCCUCUACGCACAAUCUGCCAUCCCGUGGUCUAUCGCCAUCUCGCGUUCUCCUUGAGGGGGGCAUGGAUAUCACACACGUGAUGCCCAGUGAGCGCAUCGUCCAUGGAAACACUGGGACUCUCCACCCACCACUAGGACACAUAGGCGUGAAAUCAGAUACCCCGUCGUCAAUAGAUCGAACAUCGUCUUCUUCAGUUGUCCCUCCUGGUGGCGGGAAGAAAACAAUCAUCGUCGCCUCAAGGCUCAUCCUCCAAACCGCCGCCUCUGCUCUUAAGUUAGCCCCCAUUCCGAAUCUCGAUCAAAUACCAAAAAUACUCCUAUCGUGGCUCCAAGUUUAUGAGGUUCGCAGGGCGUCGCGAUUUUGCGAUCUAAUAAUAUAAGGCAACCUCACGUUUUCAUACAGACCUUCGACAACAAUGACGAAAAUCUUAAGGGAUUAGACGAUGAAGUUCGAAGCGCUCACGAAACGAUCUUUAGGCCUCUCCAGUUAUGGUCUGGCCAGGUUCCUCCUGAAAUCCGCGAGCUAAUCCAACAAUUUCACUUGGCCCUAAGACAGC
Molecule: messenger RNA, 990 nt
Organism: Cantharellus anzutake
Lineage: Eukaryota; Fungi; Basidiomycota; Agaricomycetes; Cantharellales; Hydnaceae
Exons: 2
Coding region: 121-813 (230 amino acids)
Source: RefSeq, a predicted model, not a curated record